Molecule: messenger RNA, 1811 nt
Organism: Contarinia nasturtii (swede midge)
Lineage: Eukaryota; Metazoa; Arthropoda; Insecta; Diptera; Cecidomyiidae
Gene: Faf2
Product: FAS-associated factor 2
Exons: 6
Coding region: 225-1556 (443 amino acids)
Cellular component (GO): endoplasmic reticulum
Molecular function (GO): ubiquitin binding
Source: RefSeq, a predicted model, not a curated record
GCAAUAAUAGAUUGACUUCAGCAACACAUCAUUAGUCUUCGCCUUUUUAGAUACAAAGAAGAACCAAAUUUCUCUAAGACAAAACGCUAAUUUACAGAAAUUGUUCGAAGUUACCCUCCUUACAUCCAGUACAGUAAAAUUUGUGUGACGAACAGGUUGGAAAACAAAAACUGUUCAGCUCUCUGUAAAUACAUUUGGCCAAAGGAAUUUUUUGUGAUUUAAACAUGGAUAAUGAUGGUCUCGACGGCCUGUCACAGAACCAAACAGAAAAAGUGUUACAAUUCCAGGAUUUGAUUGGUAUUGAUGACAUUAUAGCGUGUCGUGAAAUAUUGAAUCGACAUCAAUGGGAUCUCGAAGUGGCAAUACAAGAGCAGCUAAAUUUGCGAGAGGGACGACCGUCAAUUUAUGCAUCGUCAAUAGAUAAUAGAGAACCACAAGUAAUUAACGAUCGUUAUUUACAACGAGUGUUUGUUAACAAUCGUGCACCAGUACCACCGCACGGAUUCACUGGCUUCAUAGGUUUUUUCUUUAAUUAUGUAUUUAGCUUUUGCUAUAAUACAUUAUCGUCGAUUUUGUCAGUACUACGUGAUUUAGUUGUACGCGGAAAUGAUCGAACAGUUGUUACAGAUCCAUUAGCAGACGUAUUAAAUUUUAUUCGAGACUAUAAUGAAAAAUAUCCAAACCAUCCAGUGUUUUAUCAAGGAACCUAUUCGCAGGUGUUGAACGAUGCAAAACACGAAUUGAAAUUUUUGGCCGUUUACUUACAUUCCGAAAGUAGCUCCGAAACGGCUAAUUUCUGCCGUAAUACUCUGGCAGAUCCAGAGGUACUUGAAUUCAUUAACACCAAUGGCAUGCUAUUUUGGGCAUGCGACAUCUCAACCCCAGAAGGUUAUCGGGUAUCACAUUCGAUUAGUGUACGAUCGUGUCCAGCUGUUACUAUUAUUGGUGUGCGAGAGCAUAAAAUGGUCAUCAUGGGACGUAUGGAAGGCCAUUGCUCAGCAACCGAAUUUGUUAGACGACUUCAAUCUGUUGUGAAUGAUAACAAAAUUUGGAUGACACAGGAACGGAAUGAACGUUUCGAAAGAAAAUUCGUGCAAGAUCUCAGACAACAGCAAGAUGAAGCUUACGAAUUGUCACUCCGAGCUGAUCAAGAAAAAGAACGUUUAAAACAAUUGGAAAAGGAACGAUUGUUGCAGCAACAAUUGCAAGAAGAAGCUGAACGUUUGGAAAAACAACGUCAGAAAGAGGACAUCGCUCGACAAAAGAUUGACCGAGCAUUAGAAGUGCCAGCUGAACCGGAUUCAAAUGAUUCUGACGCCAUAUUGUUGUUAUUCAUUUUACCAAAUGGAACACGACUUGAACGACGAUUCCGUCGCUCCGAUAUGUUAAAAGAUUUGCAUACAUAUGUCUUUUGUCAUCCGCAGUCACCGGAUCAGUUUGCGAUAGCGACCAACUUCCCCAAACGAACACUUGAAACCGAAUCAUCUGAGGUUCAAAUCAAUACGGCUGGCAUUAACAACCGUGAAGUCCUUUACGUGUAUGAUUUGGACGCAUAAAAAAUGACAAAAAUCAAGUGGCCUACGUAAUAUACAUCUCAAACAUGCACGAAUCGUAUAAAUUUGGACACAAAGUGAUUGCCCCGAUUUAAAUCCACCUCACUUUAUAAAUGGCUUUUUUGCUUUCCCUAUUGAAUUAAUUUAAUUUACUUGUCAUUCACCGCUAUUAGUUUUUGGGCAAAAUACGACGUAUCACUUUGUGUCCAAAGUUUCAUCACCAAAACAAAAAAAAAAAACGAAAGUUCACCACAUAAA